This is a messenger RNA of Phialemonium atrogriseum, 1455 nucleotides long. RefSeq names its product F-box domain-containing protein. NCBI's taxonomy places the organism in Eukaryota, Fungi, Ascomycota, Sordariomycetes, Cephalothecales, Cephalothecaceae. The transcript has a single exon. The record is from RefSeq and is a predicted model, not a curated record. Gene Ontology annotation, molecular function: protein binding. Bases 303 to 1259 code for a protein of 318 amino acids.
AGUGAAGGUCCACCCACGCCUUCCCAGCAACUAAAAACUGCCUCAGACGUCAUCUUAACCUCCCCCCCUUUCUCCUAUGUAAUGCAGUCCAAGGAGGUAAUCAGCCUUCUCGAGCUGCCCAGGUGGGCUGAAAGGGAUACUGUGGUUAUUAUACGCGCGUGAACGUCAGAUCUUUUCCCUAUAUUACUCUACGUACCUAAUAAAGGUAGUACCUCCUUACCGAUCCACCGUAAUUCUCCUGUUGUGCCUCCGCUAAACGUUGGGAUAAAAACAGAAUAGCUUCAUAUCUAUCACAUGUUGCAAUGCAGUCAGUAUUUACGACAACAGAGAUACUUGAGGCGAUUCUGCUCCAUCUUGAUAUGACCACGCUACUUGUCACUGCAUCACGAGUGAGCAAGACGUGGAACAAUGUCAUCGCCACAUCCCCAGCGAUCCAGCGGGCUCUGUACUUUAGACCAAUAUCCAGAGAAGCAUGUCAGGCAUCGGAGUGCAGUCUGGAUGGCUCUAAAUUACCGCACUGGGAUUCCGAGCCUGAUGCAGCUGAUGUGGCCUUGCCGAUUCUCAACCCACUUCUGGUGAAGAAAUUCGGGCCCUGCUUCUUCGACUUCGGCUCCACGUACGGCUACCAUCGUCGCUCGAGCUCUUUUUACAAGCUCCCUUGGACAAAGAGAUUCCCCAAAGAGGCAGAGAGCGCGGGGGAACCAGUCAAAAUGAGUGCCCUAAUUGCUCGAAACGAAGAGGCUGCCCGCCGGCCGUUCACUCGCCGUGGUGCGAGCUGGCGGCGAAUGCUUGUCUCACAGCCGCCGCCACCGAAACUGGGCUACUCGUGGAUGUAUCUGGGUCACGGAUCGGAGGAAUCGCAGACGGUAUGGAUGGCAUUAUGGGAACCCAAGUCACUGCAACCAUUCGUUGGCUUGCGCAUGGGGGAGCUUUACGACUUUGUCCAGUUUCAUGUUGGACACCACGAGCGCCGAUCACUAUGGUUCAGGGUCAUCUGGGGUCAACCGAAGGAACCAUUCACCUCGGACCACAGCCAGAAGAUCUGCCAAAGGAUUUUGGCCAGGACACACGUCAUUGUUGAAUUCCAUAAUUUCGACGACGUAGCACUCGCACACCAUCCCCGAGUCCCGGCCAAUGUGGAUACCUUUGAUGCAAUAUUUCGAUGUGAUGAAUACACCCAGCCCCUUUUCCAAACUGAAGCAGUCACUGCAGAGCAGUUUGAGUUCCCUGGAUUCGAUGACUCUGCAUCUAUAAGGUAAGCCAGCGAGGCCAAUCGGCGUUGAUCGGCUUGGUAUUUCGACUAGGCAGUCGAGGUGGCUUGCUUCGAACCUUUAUUGGCAAUCAAUUCAUUCUUGUCAACUCUGUCCAUGUCGGUGCCCAGCUCGUCAUAGGCUACAUUAUUUCGCCAAAUCCUCAGUAUGUGCAUUGCUCAAUAUCUACAGACAUAGGCCCUAA